Molecule: messenger RNA, 1989 nt
Organism: Echinococcus granulosus
Lineage: Eukaryota; Metazoa; Platyhelminthes; Cestoda; Cyclophyllidea; Taeniidae
Product: DNA polymerase alpha subunit B
Exons: 11
Coding region: 1-1989 (662 amino acids)
Biological process (GO): DNA replication; DNA replication initiation
Cellular component (GO): alpha DNA polymerase:primase complex
Molecular function (GO): DNA binding
Source: RefSeq, a predicted model, not a curated record
AUGGAUGCGUCGAGCUAUUCUUUACAUGGCAGAAUAAGAGAUGACUUAGGCGCAUUUGGAAUAUCAAUAAUCGAAGACGAUCUUCUUGGAGAGUUUGUUGGGCUGUCUACGAAAUACUGUCUGAGUCCCUCGUCUCUCGUUGAGAAAUACGUUGCCUUUCGUCAUAACCGAGGCUUAUCCGAUUCCCUAUGUCGAACUGACAUUUUGCUAUUUGAAAAGGAGCAACUUUUAUUAAGUAUAGCGCCCAAAGCAUCGCGUUCCUCUGAAACUAAAUCCCUGUGUUCCUUAAACGUCCUUCCUGAUGAAAUGCGAAAAGAGAUCCUCUCAUCCCAAAAUUUUGAUGAAAAGGAAAAUGUUAUGAGCUUUUACCUUGGAAAAUCUGUGCCGAACGCGGUGUCACGUUCUGUAAAUGUCCAUGCUACAAGCUCAGUUACAUUACAAGGGGUUACCAAAUCAUCGGGUAAGAUACUUUGUUCCUUUCCAACUCAAAUGGAGAAUCAGCAAUCUCAAUGGCAGACAGCAUUUCGCCCCUCUCUGAUUCUUCCAACACAUUCCUUCACUUGGAAAAUUCGAUCCGUCCCAAUCCAGAAAAGUAACUGCUUGAGAUACAUGCACCAACGACCGCUGGUAAAGGCUGAGAUUUUGGAUUCCUGGACAUGGGAUCAGAUUAGGCGAAUCAUGGAGUCACUUCCGCCAUCUGUGAUUGAAAAUACUGAUUCAACCAUGUCAAACAGGCCUCGUUUCAGUCUCUCCAGUGUCUUGGACCCGUCAUUAAAACAGAGGGACUCCGAGGUCAAAAAGCCCGCUAUAUCCGCGCUUCGUCCGGUCCACAGUAGGCUGCAAACGCCCAGUCUGGUAGCAGGCCGGGUGGCCGCGCGCCCUGAAGCUGGAGCUGUCAAAGACGUUGUUCAACAUCAACGACUAGACCCACUGAGUGUCUGUAUCGUCGGCACAAGAAGAGCCGGUGGUGGGGAUCUCGGUCGAGUCAUGCUCGAUGUCAACACAAAUGCCUCAAGCCUUGAGUAUUCACUGUACAUAGGCCAGCCUGUCGUAUUUAGGGCUACGAAUGUAAAUGGUCGCUCUCUCAUUGCAUUUGAAUUUUAUCAGCCGAAAAUCCUUCCUCUUUUUGACGUUGAAGGUGAAACGUGCUCUGGCCUCCACCUUGCAGUUGCCUGUGGUCCAUUCACCACGAACACCUCUCAUGAUAUUUCACCCCUGUUAGCUCUACUGAAAAGCAUUAAAGAGCACCAACCGCAUGUGCUCAUCCUACUUGGCCCAUUCGUUGAUUCUUCUCAUCCACUCAUUGGGGACUACUGCGACUCAACCUUUGACGAACUCUACCAGGCCCGCCUCAAUACGGUGGCUGAAUGGUGCUUUCUGCUGAAAAUUAAAGUUGUCGUAGUGUCCUCGUGGCGCGAGGUCUGUGGGAGUCCCGUUUACCCCACUCCGCCUCCCUUUGAUUCUGCUAAACCGCCCUGGGCUUAUAAGAAUCCAGAAGUGGCUUCCUGGUAUGAAAACGUCACCUUUGUGUGGGAUCCCAGCACUAUCAAAAUCGGGCCCUAUUGCUUGGGAUUGUCUUCACCUGACGUACUCUUCCAGAUGAGCUCAGUGGAAAUAAGUGCCAACUGUACAGGUGAUCGAUUGGCUCGCCUUUGCCGGCACAUUUUGGCGUCAGGUACGUACUACCCCGUUCACCCCGCCUCUGAGGAUCUGCCUCUUGACUAUCCCCUCUGGUGGGAGCACGCCCGACUACCCCCGGAUCAUUCUCCCCACUGCGUCAUACUGCCCUCUAGACUUAGAACCUUCAUCAAGAAUGUGGAGGGUGUGGUUUGCGUCAAUCCCGGACUGACUGCGCGCCCGACCAGUGCCAGUGGUGGUAGCUACGCGCGACUGUUCUUCACCAGACCCCAAGUUUGCGAUACGGACCAAUCGGCUGAGAAACUGGUCUACGGCAAAGUCGUCAUACAGGGCGAGGUGCUACAGCUCUAG